CAUUGCUAUAUCAACUGAUAAUAUUCCUUCUUCACCUAUUUCAGUUAUUUAUCAAUAUAUUUGUCAAAAAUCUUAUCAUUACACUUGUUUAACACCUGAAGUUGCUGAAACUUCUACAUCAACUGGUAUCUAUGCAACAUCUUCAACCUUUCCAAUAGAUUAUGCUGCAACUAGAAAAAAUCUUUUAACAACAUUCCAACAAAACCAAACAUAUCUUCUUAUUCCUUCUAAUACUCCAACAACAGCUUUACCUAUUACUCAAUUAGAAAUCACAUGUCCUACUUUAACA
Molecule: messenger RNA, 289 nt
Organism: Scutellospora calospora
Lineage: Eukaryota; Fungi; Glomeromycota; Glomeromycetes; Diversisporales; Gigasporaceae
Source: the annotation of a GenBank genome assembly